Messenger RNA from Peromyscus californicus insignis, 1253 nucleotides. Its product is annotated as dynactin-associated protein-like. The transcript is spliced from 3 exons. Bases 1 to 480 code for a protein of 159 amino acids. Gene Ontology annotation, cellular component: plasma membrane; Golgi apparatus. Lineage: Eukaryota; Metazoa; Chordata; Mammalia; Rodentia; Cricetidae. The record is from RefSeq and is a predicted model, not a curated record. Gene Ontology annotation, biological process: activation of protein kinase B activity.
AUGGGUAGAAAGCAGCAGCAGUACACCAUGAAUGUUGAGCAGAGUUCGGGGGAGCAGCUAUUAAGAAAUCCGUACUGUUCAACUGAAGGAACACACUGUGGCUGUAGAUCACACCAUGUGACUUGUGAGCUGCAUCCGGUUCCAGAAAACCCAUGUUCACUCUGGAAAAUAUUUCUAAUGUGUCUGUUGGCUUGUCUAGUUGCCACAGCUAUUACAGCUCUGGCCUUUUAUUUUGGCCCCUUUGGCAACCCCAACAAUACCACCAUCGUCAUUCACACAGAUGGAGGGUCCCGUCAGGAUCCCUGCACCUCUGCUCCUACAACGUCUCUGACCUCAACACCUCCACCUGGACCUGAGACCACUCCAUCUUCUACUCUAACUACUUCAGGUUCACCUACCAGCCCAACCACACCUACUACAGUGAUGACUAAUACCACCAUAGAACAUGAAGUUGACAUUGAAUAUGAUGUGGCAGUGUGAAAUCUCAACCCUCAAGCCAGAUCAAUUUCCUCACUGAAAGGGGACAUAGUCAAGAUUCUGAACCCUGCCAUGACCUCUCAAAGUACAUGGCUUUGUUAGAUCCAGUUCUCUACUAAUCUAUGCUGCUUUUCAUGUGGUGAUAGUCUUGUACUGAUUGUAUAAUACCUGAGAUAGAUAGGACGUCAGUAAUUACUACCAUCUUUUAGAAGUUCUCUCAUUCUGAGACUUUUACCAUGUCAGGAACAAUGAAAAAGGACUUAGACUAGGACAUUUGGGUAAGAGUUGGCUAGAUGGUCACUGCCUUCCUCUCUUGCAUGAUAUAGAACUGUUGUUCUACAGAAGAGAACAUUUUUUAUUUUUUCUGAAUUUGUGUCACUCCUUGGCAUGCUGGUCAUGCAAGGAAAAAGCCAGCUAAGGUCAUCAUGUUAGUGCUUAUAAAUUCUUACUUUCCAACUUCUCUCCUUGAGACAGUUAGGCGUGGCAAAGGAGUUUCCUGGAGGGGACAGGGGAUCUAGGUCUACCUAGUGGCCCUGGAUGUCCAGGGACGGUAACAUCAAGUAGAGGACAUGUAUUGUUAGGUAUUAUGAAAGACAGAGGUGCUGUUUGUCUGACCUGUAGCAUUGAGUCUUAGGAGUUUUGUUGAAGUGUUCUCUGCCUGACUUUUUGUUGCUCUCGCUUCCCUAUUUGCAAGUUUCAAUAAACCUUAACUUUUGCAUGCCAUCUCUGAAUGUUAUCUUUGAUGUCUCAGCAACCUAGCCCACUGUCUUAGCAUA